AUGGACAAGAGAGGAGGAAUCGCAUCGCCAUCGUUCACGUCGCCGGUAACGUCGCCACCGACCUCACCACGAGGAGGCCAAGGCAUCGACGUGGGUGACGGAGGCGUGGAGCUGACGGUGGUCAAGGGCGGCCGCCUCUACUCCAACUUCGUCUACCUCAACCCCCUCGACGCCAAGGCCCUCACCCUGCCCACCAAGCCUGCCGGCCUGCCCCACAACACCUACCUCCUCAUCAACCUCCACCUCUACCUCUUCAAGCCGAGCGAGACCGUGCGUCAGGGCACGAUCGAAAUGAACGACUUCCAGCGCCGCUCAGUCUAUGUGUCCCUCAACGAGAAGGUCAUUUGCCGGCCCUUCGCGACCAAGAACAAGGAAGCGGUCUUCCUCUCCGGCCUCAAGUUGGAGAUCGAUUUCCUGUACGCGGGGUCGAAGGGCGUCGACAGCGCCUUCCAGUCGGGCGAGAUCACCGAGGCGCUGCUCACCCAAUUCGAGAACCACUUCUUCACGCGCAACCAGCUGGUGGCGAUGGACGUGAAGGGCACCACGCUCAAGUUCAAGGUCACCGAUCUCGAGCUCGCGCGCCUGGGCAACGAGGACGCAGCCGCCGGCGUGUCCGCCAAGCAUCAGGCCUCCACCGUGCGCGGCGUGCUGAUGAAGCAGACCGGCAUCGAGUGGUGCCCGUCAUGGGGUCGGCGCUCAAGCUCGUGA
Molecule: messenger RNA, 708 nt
Organism: Acanthamoeba castellanii str. Neff
Lineage: Eukaryota; Discosea; Longamoebia; Acanthamoebidae
Exons: 4
Coding region: 1-708 (235 amino acids)
Biological process (GO): SNARE complex disassembly; Golgi to plasma membrane protein transport; intra-Golgi vesicle-mediated transport
Cellular component (GO): Golgi stack
Molecular function (GO): ATP hydrolysis activity
Source: RefSeq, a predicted model, not a curated record